UGCUUUUGACUUUUGCUUUGGCUUAAGUUUUGGUAGUACUCUGGAUUCUGUUAUGAGUUAGUGUUCACUGUUCUUUCUUCCCUGAACGGACGCCGUGAAGCCGUGUUCACUGUUCUUCUUCCCUUCGUUCAUCCUUGUGUUCGUGUGAAGGCGUUUUCUUCCUUGUGUUUGUCGUUCAGCCGUGUUCCCUUUGUGCUCGCGUCCAAUAGCCCUCUUUUUUCAUUUCUGUUCGCUGGGAAAUUCGAUUUUUAUAACCCUAAUUGUUAGGAUUUGGGGAAAUUUUGGAACCCUAAUUUGAUUGUUGGUGUCUCUAUUUCUUUAGUUUGUUAGAUAACAUGUGAUGGUUAUUUCGUUUUGAUUCAUCCCUAUUAUUCUUUCACUCCUCCACAUCAAUCUUGAUGAAUUCAACAACUGUGUAUUUUGCUGCAAAAUCUUUACCAAUUCAAUAAAUUGAGGGAAUGGUUCUGGACCUGAUUUGCUUACUGGAACGUUGUGGUGCUGUUUUAGACAGUGAAUUUGGGACUUCCUUGUUGCUCUUGAAGGAUUUGGUUGAAGUAGCACCUUUAUUCUCCUUGGCUUUUAGCUGGACGUUGCUUGUAAACAAGGUGAAAGAAGGUGAAAAAUUGUGAAACGGGAUGAACAUAUCUGAAAGAAGAGGAAAUGCCCAAAAAGUCUAACUAGAUUUUCAACAUCCUAUAUCUUACUGGUACAAGAACUUCUCCUAUAUAAAUAAAGGUGUGUAUUUCCAUAAUCCCUGUAUCCUCUAGAUCUUUCCCUUUGCUUUCUUAGCCAUCAUCAUCUAUUGUCAUGUGACUGAUGACUACAUCUGAUACAUAAGAUACUAUACAGAGAUUUUCAUCACCUUCAGGCUUCACUAAUGUACACUCCAAAAUCGCUUUGACAAAAAACAAAACAUCUCCUAUUCCAUCAUUCUAAAGUUGUCUUCUGUUUCUGGCCCCCCACAACUCUUCUUACUCAUACUCACUCACUGUGUGUGAAAUUGCGUGAACUAGUGAACUUGCAAAUUGCACACCCUCUUGAACCAGUGACUUUCUUAUUUUCAUUUGGUUAUUAUUUAUUUGCCCUGGAAAUGGAAGCUUUUGAUUGGGACUGUGGCAUCCUUGGAGAUGCUCCUAAGAGAAUCAGUGAUGGUUUUGAAGUAAACAAUGGUGUAAAUGGAAGUGGGUAUGGUUCACCUCUCUCUCUGGUUUUGGAUAGAGAGAGAGGGGAGCUUGUGGAGGCCCCUGCCAAAUUGGAACGGAAGGGUGUGUCCAAUGAGAGAAGCAUUGAUGCUUUGAAGAACCAUAGCGAGGCAGAGAGAAGGAGGAGAGCGAGGAUCAAUGCACAUCUUGAUACUCUUCGCAAUGUGAUCCCAGGUGCUAUGAAGAUGGACAAAGCAUCAUUACUUGGUGAGGUUCUUAGACAUUUGAAAGAUCUGAAAAGGAAUGCAGCACAAGAUUGUGAAGGUUUAAUGAUACCAAAGGACAAUGAUGAAAUCAAUGUUGAAGAACAGGAGGGUGGGUUGAAUGGUUUUCCUUAUUCAAUUAGAGCAUCACUAUGUUGUGAAUAUAAACCAGGGUUAUUGUCUAAUAUAAGACAAGAACUAGAUUCUCUUCAUCUUAUGAUAAUCAAGGCAGAUAUUGCAACUCUGGGAAGCAGGAUGAAGAAUGUGCUUGUGAUUAUUAGCUGCGAAGAACGGAACUUUGAAGAUGCUGAGUACCGUCAGUUUCUCGCGGGCUCUGUUCACCAAGCUCUGAGGUCUGUACUCAAUAGAUUUUGUGUUUCACAGGAGGUCUUAGGAACCAAAAAAAGAAGGAGAAUUUCUAUAUUCAGUUCAUCAUCUUUAGAAGAUUUCUUAUAAGCACCCUUCUCAAGUAAUUUGAAUGUGGUGAGGAAGUGAGUGAUAAAUGUAAUUUCUUGUACCAUGUAAACUCAUGUGUACACACUGAAGUGUUGUGCUUCUACUCUUUCCACUUUGGAUAUGUACUCUUCUGAUAAAUCACAUGAAAAGAAAGCAGGCAUCUUAUUUUGGUUCUUUGAA
Molecule: messenger RNA, 2041 nt
Organism: Lotus japonicus
Lineage: Eukaryota; Viridiplantae; Streptophyta; Magnoliopsida; Fabales; Fabaceae
Product: transcription factor bHLH30-like
Exons: 3
Coding region: 1091-1861 (256 amino acids)
Biological process (GO): regulation of DNA-templated transcription
Molecular function (GO): DNA-binding transcription factor activity; protein dimerization activity
Source: RefSeq, a predicted model, not a curated record